Paramisgurnus dabryanus is the source of this 4044-nucleotide messenger RNA. RefSeq names its product glypican 5b (gene gpc5b). The record is from RefSeq and is a predicted model, not a curated record. Gene Ontology annotation, cellular component: cell surface; plasma membrane; extracellular region. Gene Ontology annotation, biological process: positive regulation of canonical Wnt signaling pathway; regulation of protein localization to membrane; cell migration. NCBI's taxonomy places the organism in Eukaryota, Metazoa, Chordata, Actinopteri, Cypriniformes, Cobitidae.
GCGCGCGGACACACACACGCAAAUACACACGCGCAUACACACACACGUCUCCAAACCACUAUGUAAAUGUACGCCAGUAUGUGAAGCCUCUGCUUUACAAGAGUCCGAAAACUUUUGCAUAAUUCACUUAACCGGCUAGUCAAUGCUGCGCAACUUUUCUGGAUAUUAUUUCUGAAGACUUCUCUUGAGUUUUUUUUUAUUAAUUGGCUCAGACGGCUUUAUAUGGACUGAGAUGUUGCAAUGCUCCGCAGGACAGUAUCGAGUAUAUGUUGGCUUUGGUUUCUGCACUUCAGUGUGUUAAUAUGGAGAGUUGAGUGCGCCAGUGCGCAAAGCUGUCAUGAAGUAAAAACCGCUUUCCAGCUGCGCCAUGUAGGAUCAUUAAAAUUGGUCCCGGAGACUGCAGCAACAGAUGCAGAUCUUCUCAUCUGUAAACAUCAAGGUCCUACAUGUUGCACUCGCAUGAUGGAGAAGGCCUAUUACAAAGCUGCCCAGAGGGACACCAUCCAGAACAUUAAAUCCUAUAGCGUUGAACUCAAAUAUCUCCUCCUGGCCCAUGCAUCAUCCUUCCAAGAUUCCUUUAAUUCCCUGCUCUCCUUAAGUCUCAAUCACACCCAGUCCCUUUUCGACAGCGCCUACAAGCCGAUCUCUGAAGACGCCCGACCCUUGCUCUCCGAACUCUUCGCUGAUCUUGGCUUCUACCUCCGUGGCGAUGCCAACGUCUCCGUGGAAGGCUCCGUCCACCGUUUCUACGACCAACUUUUCCCGUUGGUCUAUCAGCACCUGAUCAAUCCCGGUUUAGGUUCCCCCGUUUCUCCCUGGUCCACUGAAGGAAGCGAUUGCCUGCGUGCCACAAGGCACGACGUUAACCCCUUCGGUCAUCACCCCCAUGCCCUGUCUCAGGGUCUGUCCAUUGCACUGGCAGCAGGCCGUGCCCUCAGUCGAACGGUGGAGAUGGGCACCGAGAUGUUCCAAGCCAUAGAUAUGGUGGAAUUGGCCAGGCAAUGCGGGCAGGCGUUGGUUAGGAUGCAGUUCUGCCCGCACUGUCGUGGACUGACCCUGAUCCAGCCGUGUAAGGGGCUGUGCUUUAAUGUGAUGCGGGGUUGCCUGGCGGGACUGGCCGAGCUGGACAGGCCGUGGCGACGGUACGUGGAGUUGCUGGAGAAGCUGAGCGGAGCGCUGACGGGGAAAUACGAGAUGGAGCGGACGCUACUGUACAUUCGAGAGAGGAUCAACGAUGCCAUACUCAACGCACAACUGAGCGGCCCGCGUCUGAGCGCCGUGGUUGGCAAAGUUUGCGGUCCCCUGACUAAUCCUGGUUCCUCGACUCCCAUCAGUCUCACUUCAAAAACUCCUCAGAGUCCUUUAGUGAACCCCACAGUCGAGCUCCAAACCUCGGUCACAUCCUCCAGCCCCACAACAUCACCUGAUACAGACAACCUACGUCAGCGUAUCACACUUACAAAAAUGUCUUUUCCGCUGAAGCCGUCCAAAAAUGAGAAAAUACAAAUUCUGAGAAAGAUGUCAAAGGAGUUUAUGGGUUAUAUUCAGAGGUACAAGCAGUUCUUUUCCACCCUUCCUGAGAUGCUAUGCGAGGGUCAGGUGGAGAUCGCCGAAAACACUUGCUGGAGUGGAGAAGACGUGGUGGAGAGUUACACAGGUCGGGUGGUUGGAAAUGGACUGCAGGCCCAGAGACACAACCCAGAGAUAAAGGUCAAAAUUGCACAUCCGAAACUGGUCAACAUUAAGGAAAAGCUAGAGCGUUUCAACCAGGAGAUGAGAGGUGAGACGGGUUUCGGAACAGAUGGUCGCGGAGAAGACGAGACGGGCAGCGGUGACCCGCCAGAAGGAAGUGGCGAAUGCGAUGACGAAGACAGCUGUCCAGAAUCGGGCGACGAAAAAAGUGAGACAGUUUUAGACAAAACCCAGACACGAGAUGUCAUGACCCCAAAUCAGCAGCCAGACUCCAGACCUAAACCAGGCACUUCAACAGGAGACGCUCCGACCAUCUCGGCGAUCCGAAUUCUUCCUCUGUUAUCCAUAAUGCUGCUCUUCCUCUCGUCCGAUGCUGUCUGAUGCUCACCGUGCAAAGCAAAGCACAGACCUACAGGAGUGAAAAAGACAGAUUUGCACUCAAGUAGUUCACACGGUUUCCCAGAAUGUGACUGUUCAUGUUGCCCGUUCAAAAAUCACUGUUUUCCAUACCGUUUAUUGGCUCUGUCCUGUUGUAAAGGGUUUUAUGUAGCUACUAAGUAGUGUACUGUUAUGUACAGCACGUGCGAUUGAGAAUAUUGUCACCUUGACAUUUAUGUUUCUUUGUAAUACUUCAUACUAUAUGACUUCUGCUUCAAAUCAUCAUCCAAGUAUUGGAUUUAAUAUCGUCUAGUUGAGUUUUACAAUAACCCACAUCACGUCCUGAAGUCAUAGGUGAUGGUGGAAAGGCUGCAUGUGCGUAUCUGUGUGGAAAUAUAUUUUGAGGACAAAUGAGGAUUUUAAAUAUUUUAUCAGUAAGAAAUGCAUGGGUGAUUUUUCUUGAAAAAUUUAAGUAAACAGAAUUUUGCAUAAAGAAAAUUAAGAACUAUUAAAAAAAUAUUAUUUUAUUGUAAUGUCAAUUAUACCCCUUAAAGGAUUAGUCCACUUUAAAGAUGGGGCCCAUUGACUUACCAUAGUAUUUUUAUGUCCUACUAUAAAAAGUAAAUGGACCCCAUCUUUAAAGUGGACUACUCCUUUAAUUUUGUACUGUACUGUAAAACAGACAUUUAUCCAUUUAUCCUAUAUUAAACUCAUCUAUCUCUCCAUCCAUCCAUCCAUCUAUCGUAAUAUAAAUUUAGAAACCGAUAUAACAGUAUAUUGUUCUGCAUUACAAAUUGUCACAUACCCAAAAAUCAUUUUUUAUUGAACGCAGUGAAAAUGAUUCUUGAGUGAUAUUUCUGGGUUCAAACUACCCAGACAUUCACACUUUUUUUUGUGCAAUAGCAAGUUUGUUUUUAAAGUCAAAAUGUACAUUAACAUAUUUAUACGGAAAUGUAUACAAGUGUGUGUAUAUACUAUAGCUAAGUUGUUCAUAACAAUUUAAAACGAUAUAAAUAGGAUUUAAUUGUCUUCUUGAAUAUAUCCCUAUUUAGCAAUAUAAAGCUUACAACAUUGCAUAAUGGUGACAUUUUAAUCUUCGACACGCAACAUUUCCCCAUUUUUAAAGGUGCAGUGUGUACAUUUUAGCUGCAUCUAGUGGUGUAGUGCUGGUGAAUUGCAACCAAUGGCUCAGUCCAGUGAUGCGCGGGUUAAUGUAUAAACAACCCACUCCCGACCGACGUUUUCAACAAACCAGCCCGCAACUCGGACUGCAAAAAAAAAUAUAUAUAUAUAUAUAUACAUAUAUAUAUAUAUAUAUAUAUAUAUAUAUAUAUAUAUAUAUAUAUAUAUAUAUAUAUAUAUAUAUAUAUAUAUAUAUAUAUAUAUAUAUAGUACCCGACCUGCCCUCUUGCCCGCAUUUUUUAAAAGUAUUAAUUGUUAAAAAUAGUUAAUUGACAUCUUUUUUUCAAACAACCCGACCGACCGCGACUCGCAUAUCAUUAAAAAUAUUUUCAGAUCAACCCGCGCAUCACUGCAUCACUGGCUCAGUCCACUGCUUACCACUCGUUUUUUAUCACAUAGAGAAGCUACGGACAAAACAGAUCAUCAAAGACAUUACAGACAGAUUAAGGGCUUCUGUAAAAAACAUGGCGGCACAAAAUGGCGACUUCCAUGUAAGGGGACCCUCGGUAUAUGUAGAUGAAAACAUCUCAUUCUACGGUAAUAACCACAUAACGGUUCAUUAUAAAAGGUCUUUAUACACUCCUGAUAAUAUAGUUUUGUAUAUUAUUUUGUAUUUCUGUAAAGAGAUCCUUUUAAAAAUUACACACUGGACCUUUAAAUAUUUGACAGUGUUAUGACAUCACAGUCUUAAAGUUUGGUUUAUAUUCAUUCACGUCACAUUUCCAGCCCUAACUGUGCUAUAUGUCAUUUGUUAAUGCAAAAGCUCACACAUAAAUCACAAAUAAAAAAAUG